GACAGCAGUGUGCACGCGGGAGCGCGAGGGACGUAUUCAGGAGCACACAGGAGCUUUUUAGACACCUCAACAUGAAGACUUCGUUUUUCCUUCUGGUGGCUUCCUUCUGCCUGCAGAUGUACCAGCCGACAGACGCGUGUACGUGCGUGAUGUGGCAUCCGCAGGACGCGUAUUGCCACGCAGACAUCGUGAUCCGAGCAAAAAUUGUGGGCAAGAAACUUCUGAACGAGGACGAGCCGUUUGGCAUCCUGCGCUACACCAUCAAACAGACGAAGAUGUAUAAGGGCUUUGAUAAGAUGCAGCACGUGCAGUACAUCUACACGUAUAAUUCAGAUGGCUUGUGUGGAGUCAAGUUUGACAUCAACAAAUACCAGUACCUCAUCACAGGUCGUGUUCAGGAUGAUAAGGUUUACACGGGACUGUGUAACUUCAAUGAGAGGUGGGAGCGUCUGACUCUGGCACAGAAGAAGGGCAUCAACCAUCGCUACCAGCUGGGCUGUAGCUGCAGGAUCAAGCCCUGUUACAACGUGCCGUGCUUUGUGACCUCCAAGAACGAAUGCCUGUGGACGGACGUGCUGUCCCACUUCGGCUAUCCCGGUUACCAGACCCGCAACUACGCUUGCAUCCAGCAGAAGGAAGGUUACUGCAACUGGUAUCGGGGUAUGACCACUCGAGACAAAGUGACCAUCAACACCACCGACCCCUGAACACGCCAAACAUCACGUCUGCUUCCCCUUCCCCAGCCUACAGUUCCCCGAGAAAGACGACUCCCGCCGACCUCGCCAAUUUCUAAUAGCACUUACUGUGGCGCCUGUGAUUCAUCAAGAAUUGCAUCAAAUGUUGCCGUGUGAGACCUGGUGCAAUUAAUGCGACACAUCAGAAGGCACGAACUGAUACUCCUAAACAUAAUCCAUUGAGAAGAUUUUAUUAAAUAUUAAAUAAUUUAUAAAGGCAAUAAUAUACGAACCUGCCGCAAUAAAAAAAAAUUAUAAUAAUAUUUUUUUUUUUUUUUAGUGAUGUAUUGCUUUUUAAACAUAAAGAAUAACUGCUAUUGUACGUGUACGGAAAUAUACAUUAUGUCCAAGAUAUAUACUGUUAAGUACUUAUUUAUUAAUUCUCUCUGCUUACCUCUGGAUUGUGCUGUAAUGUUUAGUUUCAUCAAACGGCGCUAGUAAUAUAGCUAUAUAUGCUUUAGGGCUGAACGAUUAAUCAAAAUAAAACCAAAAUCACGAUAAGACCCAGUGUCGAGGAUUGCGAUUUAAUUAAAGAGCACCUAUUAUGUUUUUUUCCAAAUAUUAUCAUUCAUGAAGUGUGUUAGAGCUGUUUGUGAAUGUAAAAAAGUCUGCAAAGUUUUCACAAAUUUGGGAGUUAUUGACUCCCAAACGAAAGAACCGAUUCUGAACACCUGAAACGAGUCGUUAGUAAAUGCAGACUUCCUGUACUAACCUACGUAAUUCGGUAACAAUAAACCAACCCGCCUCCGGUCUUCAUUGGCUGCUCGCGACUUUGGCCCGCCCACAAACACUACACUAAGCGGUAGACCAAUCACAACAGUCUGGGACAUUUGACCAAUCAGAGCAGAGUAGGCUCUCUGAAAGGCGGAGUUUAGAAUGAAUGGUUUAGGAUGGACCAAUCAGAGCAGAGUAGGCUCUCUGAAAGGAGGAGUUUAGAACGAACCAAUCAGAGCAGAGUAGGCUCUCUGAAAGGAGGAGUUUAGAACGAACCAAUCAGAGCAGAGUAGGCUCUCUGAAAGGAGGAGUUUAGAAUGAACCAAUCAGAGCAGAGUAGGCUCUCUGAAAGGAGGAGUUUAGAAUGAACCAAUCAGAGCAGAGUAGGCUCUCUGAAAGGAGGAGUUUAGAAUGAACCAAUCAGAGCAGAGUAGGCUCUCUGAAAGGCGGAGUUUAGAAUGAACCAAUCAGAGCAGAGUAUGCUCUCUGAAAGGCGGAGUUUAGAAUGAACCAAUCAGAGCAGAGUAUGCUCUCUGAAAGGCGGAGUUUAGAAUGAAUCCUUUAGAACGGAUCAUUGAGUUGUUUUUGACACUGGGGAAAUAAUGGUAAUGCUGCAAUUUAAAUUGAGCAAAUUAAAGUGUUUUUUGACUUUGGAUGAAUGUAAAUUUAUAGUAUGAGACCUUUAAAACAAAAUUAGACACGUUUAAAAACCAUAAUAGGUGCUCUUUAAGUAAAUAAAUAGUCUGAACGCGCUGUUGCUAGAGUUCGGGGUGCUUCCGUGCACGGAGCGCAUUAUAUUUAAAGCGCCCCAGAAUGACUUUAAUGUUUGGCUGCUACAAUUUACUCUAAAAAUGUGAAAUAACCCCAUGACAGCGGGUUUGGGCAGCAAGGCAGAUAAGAGCAUUUCACUGCAUUAAAAUGCUGCUACAAACAACAGAAACUUGCUUCCUUCAGUUUUCAAAAUAAAAGCUUUUGCCAAAAUAAAGGCUAAACUGCCACAAGCAAGUUUUUAAAGUAUUAAAGAAUUAAAUUACUCUUAAAUAAUAAGUAUUAUUAUCGUAAUUUAUUAUACAUGAUUAUUAUAAUAAAAUAAUAUAUUUCUAUAACUUAAACGGAAUAGUUAACCCAAAAAUAAAAAUUUGCUGAUAAUUUACUCGCCCUCUUUUUUUGUGUUUCAUUUCAGGCCUCCUCCUUUAAACAAUGCAAGUGAAUGUGUGUGAAAAGUGUCGUUUUAUUUCUAAAAAUAAUCAAUCGUUUGGAGUCCUGUGGAUUAUUUUGAGGCCUGAAAUAAAAUCCUUAAAUCUUAAAUUCAGUUUUGAUGAAGAAAGAAACUAGUGAGUAAAUUAUCAGCAAAUGUUCAUUUUUGAGUGAACUAUUACUUUAACAUUAUUAUAAUAUUGCGAUAAUAUUCAAAAAAUAAUGAUAAGUAGGGCUGAACAAUUAAUUGAAAAUCUAAUCGUGAUUACGUACAGUUGCGUCAACGGUUUCUAUUUACAACGUAUUUUUGCAGCGGUUGAGUGUUCUAACCAAUCACAGACAUCUCCGUUGAGCAAUGGAACGGCAAUAGCCAAUCAGAGCCGCUUAGAUUAGUCCUCCGUCAACUGAUCCAAAUGCGCAACUUUUAAACCGUCUGAAUGCCCAGAUGUUUGUUGUAUGUUCCAGCUCUUAAUACUGAAGAAACAUCGCCUGACACUCGAAAAGAAGCUGUAGAACGAGAACGCAGCUCGUAUCCACCAUUGAAAUCUGCUACUCUGAAGAACAGCGCGGUUGCUUGCUUUGUGACGUCACGUCUGCAUCGUGAGGUCCCCGUCUGUUUUACGCUUUCAUUUAAUUCGUUUAUUAUUAUAAUGAUCCCAAUUACAUUCGUCUAAAUGGUUCCGCCCUAAUAUGUGAAUAAACUGUAAGCGCAGCUAAAACUGAACCUUCCAGCACAAACAUAGAGAAACUCUCGAGUUGAGCAAUUGAUGCAUUUUAUUCGUUUCGUUGGUUUGUUUCUCUUGCUGUUUAUGACUAUAAGCUGAGAUUGAUUUAGUAUUUUUGUACUUAAAGAAAAAAAAAAUGUAGACCCACAAGAGUCCAGACAACAUCUAAUUUUAUUUGUAUUUAUGCACCUUUUAAUCUGAGAAAGCAUAAAAUAGAAACAAACUAGCCAUCACUGCUAACCUAUAUUACAAAUGUAAUAUAUAUAUAUAUAUACACACAUGCAUAUGUGCCAACAUUCAAUUCUACUUUUAACAUGUUUAGGGUACGCUGGAACAUACAGUGGUCUUGGUUGUGAAUGCAAUAGUAUAAAUGUGCAUUGAGUGUAUCAUAUAGAACAGCUUGAAUAAUUUAGCAUUACCACUGAACUGAUUAUGUUGGGUUCAUUCCUCCGCUUUAGGCAGAAAUGACUGCGAUUAGAUGUUAUACUGCAGAUCUAGAGAAAUGUUAAUCAAUGCAGAUGUAAACAUGUCCUGCAAUAGUAUAAGAGCGUUCAUCUCCGCGUCCAACUCAUGUUUUUAUAACAUGUAAAACACACAAACAUCCUGGUCAAAUCAGUCCUGUUUUACGCUCAUUUAAGAUGCAAAUAUGUUGUUUAAUGUGUGUGUGUGUGUGCACGUGUAUUCUAUAUGUGUGCAUGCAUGCAAUAUGUGUUUGUGCGUGUAUACCGUAUGUGCGUGUGUGUAUACCGUAUGUGUGCAUGCAUGCAGUAUGUAUGCAUGUGUGUGUGCAUACAUACUGUAUGUGUGCAUGUAUACCGUAUGUGUGUGUGUGUGCAUGUAUACCAUGUGUGUGCAUGCACUCCGUAUGUGUGCGUGCAUGCAUUAUGUAUGCAUGUGUGCGUGCAUGCAGGAUGUAUGCAUGUGUGCGUGCAUGCAGCAUGUGUGUGUGUGCAUGCAUGCAUUAUGUAUACGUGUGUGUGCAUAACGUAUGUGUGUGUGUGCGUGCAUGCAGUAUGUAUGCAUGUGUGCGUGCAUGCAGUAUGUAUGCAUGUGUGUGUGCGUGCAUGCAGUAUGUAUGCAUGUGUGUGUGUGCGUGCAUGCAGUAUGUAUGCAUGUGUGUGUGCGUGCAUGCAGUAUGUGCGCGUGCGUGCAUGCAGUAUGUGUGCGUGCGUGCAUGCAUUAUGUAUACAUGUGUGUGUGUGCAUGCAUUAUGUAUACAUGUGUGUGUGUGCAUGCAUUAUGUAUACAUGUGUGUGUGUGCAUGCAUUAUGUAUACAUGUGUGUGUGUGCAUGCAUUAUGUAUACAUGUGUGUGUGCAUGCAUUAUGUAUACAUGUGUGUGUGUGCAUGCAUUAUGUAUACAUGUGUGUGUGUGCAUGCAUUAUGUAUACAUGUGUGUGUGCAUACCAUAUGUGUGUGCGCGUGUAUGCAAACCAAUUCCUAAAGAGGUGACCAUUUUUCAAAAUGGGGUUUCAAGAAUGUUUUGAUUUUUCAUUUCUGUUUUAUAUUUUUAUAAUAAAUAUUGUGAAAACGGC
This is a messenger RNA of Xyrauchen texanus (razorback sucker), 4904 nucleotides long. Its product is annotated as metalloproteinase inhibitor 3-like. The record is from RefSeq and is a predicted model, not a curated record. Gene Ontology annotation, biological process: negative regulation of endopeptidase activity; negative regulation of membrane protein ectodomain proteolysis. NCBI's taxonomy places the organism in Eukaryota, Metazoa, Chordata, Actinopteri, Cypriniformes, Catostomidae. Gene Ontology annotation, molecular function: protease binding; metalloendopeptidase inhibitor activity. Bases 72 to 707 code for a protein of 211 amino acids. Gene Ontology annotation, cellular component: extracellular matrix. The transcript is spliced from 5 exons.